This is a messenger RNA of Episyrphus balteatus (marmalade hoverfly), 1309 nucleotides long. RefSeq names its product CD151 antigen. Gene Ontology annotation, cellular component: membrane. The record is from RefSeq and is a predicted model, not a curated record. Bases 288 to 998 code for a protein of 236 amino acids. The transcript is spliced from 7 exons. NCBI's taxonomy places the organism in Eukaryota, Metazoa, Arthropoda, Insecta, Diptera, Syrphidae.
CAACGUGAGCUCUCAAAGAAACCCAUUCAACAGGUGGGCAUGUAAAAAUCAGACGGGAAAAACUAAUGCGUGCCAGUACCAGUUUUGACUGACUACCGAAAGCUACACGUUAACAUUUGUUGCAAAGAAAACUCCGUUUAUCAUCAUAUUUUCAAUUAUAUUUCAAUUGAAAGUUGUUUAAAAAAAUAUUGUAAAACGUACAUAUAUCGACCGCCAAAUCAACUGCCGUCAAAAUUGGUCUAUUUUCAAGGAAUUCGUUCAAACUAAACGACUACAAGGACAGCAAUAUGGGAUUCGGUUCUCGAAUGGAUUGCUGCGGCCAGUUCGUAAAAUACAGUUUGUUUAUUGUGAAUUUAUUAAUUUUUAUAGGAGGCCUAGUCGUAUUUUGCCUCGGGGUUUGGACCAUAGUCGAUCAAAGUUUUAUGAAUGAACUUCUUGGAACGAAUAUCUUUUCGGGUGCUGUUUAUGUUUUAAUUGUGACGUCAGUAUGCGUGUGUAUUCUAUCAUUUGUAGGUUGUAUGGGUGCUGCCAAGGAGGUCAAAUGCCUUUUACUCACUUAUUUCAUAAUUGUUUUUCUGAUGUUUGUCAGUAUUCUAAUUGGAGGCAUAUUAGGCUAUGUCUUCCGGGAGAAGGUAUCACAAACCAUGCGACAGGAAAUGCGAGCUUCUCUUGGUCAAUAUGGAAGUCGACGCGCCAUAACCCAAGCUUGGGAUCAAACUCAAGAACGCCUAAGAUGUUGUGGAGUUGACUCGUGGCACGAUUGGAAUCGUUAUGGUCAAAUUCCCGAGUCAUGUUGUCAGGAAAUCUUCGGAGGACAACGCAAACAAUGUACAUUAUUCCCUAACAUCAGCAAUCUCUACAGUCAGGGAUGUCUUAAUAUUACAACUGUAUAUGUACGUGAUCAUGCUGCUUUAAUUGGUGGUUCUGCAAUAGGAGUUGCUGUCAUAAUGAUAUUUGGUCUUAUAUUCUCAUGUUUAUUAUUUAAUAUGAUUGAAUAGUUUACGAGUAUAGCUAUAAGAAAAACUAUCCAAAUUAUCUAUCCGUCCUUAAGUAUUUAUUUUGUUAAGCAUUUUAAUGUUAUUUUCGUUUUUUUUUUUAUAUAUAUAUAAUUGAAAGCAGGUGCAUGCUUCUUAAAAAUACAUCAAAUUAUAUUAAAAUAUCUUCUUAUACUAAUCUUAUGUUAAGUUACUCUUAUAUCAAUAAUUUCUUAAUUAUUAUUAAACAAAAAAAACUCACUAAUUUAUUUAUAAGUUUUUUGUUAUAGUGUUUUAACAUUUAUAAAUAAUAUUUUUUUUUCUCAUUGGCAAUC